Messenger RNA from Uranotaenia lowii, 355 nucleotides. RefSeq names its product NADH dehydrogenase [ubiquinone] 1 beta subcomplex subunit 1 (gene ND-MNLL). The record is from RefSeq and is a predicted model, not a curated record. Bases 135 to 305 code for a protein of 56 amino acids. The transcript has a single exon. NCBI's taxonomy places the organism in Eukaryota, Metazoa, Arthropoda, Insecta, Diptera, Culicidae. Gene Ontology annotation, cellular component: mitochondrion.
UAUCAUCUUUCCCACGCUAACCGCUGGGUGUAUAGCUGCGGAUUACUCCCACACUAGCCAGUGGAAAAAGAGUCGAAACUUACAACAGAACCUUCCGAAACAGGACCAGGAGUUACAAUAGAAAAUCUAUUAAAAUGGUAUUCGGAAUAACUCGCCAGUACGCCCUGUUCGCGAUUCCAAUGGCAGGAUUCGGCUUUGGCUGGUUCCUGGACAGGAAAGAAACCGAACGGAUGACCAUGUUCCGCGAUAAGAGUGCCCUGUAUGGCAAAGUUCUAAAGGAAGGAGAAAAGCCUUCCUGGCCAUAAACGGUAUGACGUCAUUAUAUCUAGCUUAAUAAACUAAGGUUGAUUUAGAA